CCUUCCCUCUCCCGUCCCCUCCCUCCAGUCUGUUCAAAGAGCCUGGCUAAAUAGGCAUCAUUAGGUCCCUCUCUUCCUAUGUUAAUUGUGUUUGAGUUCUAUUUCUUCUACCUUGCUUGCUAAGAGUUAAAAUCACCAGGAGCUGAAAUUGCUUGAGAUGAAUGGGCAGAAGUUACAGUCAAGAAGUGGAUGGCAGCGGAUGGUGACUGACAGCCAGCAGGGCAGAGGUGGAGAGAUGCCAUGAGCUGCCCUCAGGGUGGCGCCAGAGAGCAGGUGGAUGAAAACAAACAGCAUGUGGCUACACCUAGGAAACACAUGCUUAAUGCCUGUGCAAAUCCAACCAGUUCAUUUCUGAGCAGAAGGAAGUGAAACAAAAUUGCUCUCUGGUCUCUUCCUUGCAUGAGAAGCCAUGGCUGUUGCUGCAAAUCCAGCAAAAACACUCCAGGAUGAAGUGACCUGUCCCCUCUGCCUGGAGUAUUUGAACGAUCCGGUGUCUCUAAACUGUGAUCACAGUUUCUGCCAAGCCUGCAUCACCCAGUGCUGGGGGGGACUCACUACAGAUGUCUUCUGCCCUCUGUGCAGAGAGACCUUUCCUCAGAGGAACUUCAGACUGAAUAGGCAGCUGAGGAAUAUUGUGGAGGCAGCCAGAGAACUCCAGUUGCAGGCAAGGAGGGAGCCAGCCCCAGAGAGACUGUGUGAGAAACACCAGGAGCCUCUAAAAUUCUUCUGCAGAGAGGAUGAAAUCCCCAUCUGUGUGGUGUGCGACAGAUCCAAGGGGCACAAAGAUCACACAGUGAUUCCUGCAGAGGAAGCCGCCGAAGAAUUCCAGGAAAGAAUCCAGGCCCAUUUGAAAACUCUGAGGUGUAAAAGAGAAAAGCUGCUGGGAUUUCAAGUGAGUGGAGAGAAGAGAAGCCAGGAAUACCUGAAACAGACACAAACCGAGAGGCAGCAGAUUGUGACUGAGUUUCAGCAGCUGCGGCAGUUCCUGGAGGAACAAGAGCGACUCCUUCUGGCCCAGCUGGAGAAACUGGACGAGGCGAUUGUGAAGAUACAGAAUGAUGCUGUUACCCAAUUCUCGGAGCAGAUUUCAUGUCUCAGUGAGCUGAUCAGUGAGCUGGAGGGGAAGUAUCAAGAGCCAGCAAGUGAAUUCCUGCAGGAUGUCAGAAGCACCUUGAGCAGGUGUGAGAAGGGGACAUCCCAGCAGCCAGAGGAAAUUUUUCCUGUGCUGGAAAAGAGACUUGGGGAUUUCUCCCAGAAAACUGUUGCUCUUAUGGAGGCUCUGAAGGAGUUCCAAGACACUCUGCCAUCGGAGCUGGAGACAAAAGCAGGGGAACCCCUUGGAGCGCACAGACUGACGAAUGUGACUCUGGAUCCAGACACGGCACAUCCCCAACUCAUCCUGUCUGAGGAUCGGAAACAUGUGAGAUGGGAAGAAACGCAGCAGUAUCUGCCUGACAGUCCUGAGAGAUUUGACACUGAGCCCUGUGUGCUGGGCCAUGAGGGAUUCACUUCAGGGAGACAUUACUGGGAGGUGGAGGUGGGAGCUGAGGGAGGCUGGGUUGUGGGCGUAGCCAGAGAGUCUGUGAGAAGGAAGGGACUGGUCAGCCCCGAGGAAGGGAUCUGGGCUGUGGGGUGUGUGUUGGGUGAAUUCUGGGCUCUCACUUCCCCUGCAACCCCUCUGCCCCUGAGCUGGGUCCCCAGCAAGCUCUGGGUUUGCCUGGACUGUGACCAGGGGCAGGUGACAUUUAUUGAUGCUGGUGCUGAAGCCCCGAUCUUCAUUUUCCCACUGGGCUCCCUCCCUGGGGAGACAAUCCGACCCUGGCUCUGGGUGCUGGGGGUAGGCUCCCAGCUCAGCCUGUGUCCCUGAGAUGUCAGAAGAAGGGCAAGGAGGAAAAAGAACAUCCCACACUGGGAACCCUGAAAUCAGCCUCUCUGCUGUCAGACACUUUAGUCUCUAUGAUUUCCUCCUGUGGACUUGCUAUCGUGAAGUCUCAGAGGCUGGGGAUGUUUCAUCUGGGCUCCACUCUGCAGUUUCUGGUGCCAAACCAUAGAGAGUAUUGGGCAAGGGAGAGAAGCCAAUCUCAUCUUUGCCCCUGGAAUUGUGCAGCCUGUUUGCUGUUGUCCUCUAAGAUCCAGGUCAGAUAGUGUCAGUGAGACAUGGGGCACCACCAGCCCAUUGAGGGAACUAUGGGCUUCUCUUGUCAUAGUCACCCUAGCCCUACUGGCCUGGAGGAUUCCUAACUACCCAGACUUCUGGCUCAUCUCCAUGUCCCUGAGGGAUCCCAUCUACUCCACCCUCUCUUCAAGACUUCAUAGAAUCAUAGGGCUGGAAGAGACCUCAGGAGGUCAUCUAGUCCAGCCCCCUGCCCAAUGCAGGACCA
Messenger RNA from Pelodiscus sinensis (Chinese soft-shelled turtle), 2381 nucleotides. The record is from RefSeq and is a predicted model, not a curated record. Lineage: Eukaryota; Metazoa; Chordata; Testudines; Trionychidae.